Callorhinchus milii (elephant shark) is the source of this 1788-nucleotide messenger RNA. RefSeq names its product E3 ubiquitin-protein ligase TRIM39. Gene Ontology annotation, molecular function: protein binding; zinc ion binding. NCBI's taxonomy places the organism in Eukaryota, Metazoa, Chordata, Chondrichthyes, Chimaeriformes, Callorhinchidae. The record is from RefSeq and is a predicted model, not a curated record.
GGUGUGGACAGGGUAACAAACACCACAAAAAUUUGUUCGGUCUCAAUUCCACCUGCCAUGGCUUCCAAUCUGGAGUGUGACCUAACCUGCCCCAUCUGCCUGGACUUCUACACCGAUCCCGUAUUAACCAAAUGUGGGCACAAUUUCUGCCGCAGCUGUUUAUUGAGGUGUGGAGAGGGGGAGUUGGAGGAGGAGGACUGGGAUUUGCAAGGGGCGGUGGUGGGGGAGGGACAGUUGGAUUUGGAGGGGGAGCAGGACGAAGAGGAGCCAGGGGGACGUAUCAUCUGCUGUCCCCAAUGUCGAUCGGAGAUCAACCUGGAUGAUGUUUACACCAACAGACAGCUGGUGAGCGUGAUCCAGACCUUACGGAAUCUGUACACCUCUGCCCAGGCUCUGAGAUGGACCGAGUGCAAGACCCAUCACGAGGACCUCAAGCUAUUCUGUCAGGAUGACUGGCAGCCCAUCUGCCUGAUCUGUGCCCUCUCCCAAGCCCACAGACAGCACAAAUGCGUGCCCAUCAAUGAUGCUGUGGCGGAAUGCAAGGCAAAUCUACAAGAGCCGCUUGCGUUUCUGGAAGGGAAGCUGAAGGAGUAUCGUUCAAUGCAGCAGUUACAGGGAGAGACGAUUACAACAUAUCUGAACAUGACUGAGAGCCUGAGAGCACAGGUUGGGGAGGACCUGAAAGCAAUGCACCGCUUUCUGGACAAGCAGGAGGAGCAGCUGAUCCAGACUCUGGCAGAGGAAGAGGAGCGAGUCCUGAGGGUAAUGGAAGAGAAUGUGGCCCUGAUCACAAGGGAAACCGAGAACAUCAAAAACAUCAUCAACGACAUCCAGCCCUGGUUCAACACACACAACCCUCAACAUCUACUGCAGGACUAUCAUGGACUUCUGGCAAGGUAUAAUUCGGUUUUUACGACAUAUGACCUGGUGUUGAAUGAGCCCGAGUGCAAUUUCGGAGAGUUCACAGGUCCUUUGCAGUACAAAGUCUGGAAAAGGAUGCUCGGCAUCAUUGAAUCUGUCCCCGCUGUGAUUUUUUUUGACCCGACGACAGCAAACCCUCACCUGGACCUGACGAGUGCUGGCUCCAAGAUCCAGUUCCGCAGGAAACCCCAUCAGAUCCCCUCAACCCCCGCCCGUUUCACCCAUCUGACUGGAGUCCUGGCAAGCGUUGGCAUGGAUUCGGGCAGACACUACUGGGAGGUGGGGAUCGAGGAGGGCACCACAUGGUCCGUCGGUGUGGUCACCGAAGCGGCCAAUCGCAAGACAGUUCUCCUGCCCAACCCCCAGGACGGGUUUUGGGUGGUGGGUCACCAGAGAGGGAAGGGGUUCUGGGCGUACACAGCAAAGAAGAUCUCCCUCAACCCAGAUGAGAACCUGGAAAGAAUUGGUGUGUUUCUUGACUACAAGGCAGGUCGCCUGUCCUUUUACGACGCUGAAGACAUGUCUCACAUCUUCACCUUCAAGGAAACGUUCAAGGAAACUCUUCGGCCUUACUUCCACCUGAAUAACACCGAGAAGACUGGGAACCAGCCCUCGAUGGAACUUUUCCGGUUGAGAUUAUAGGACGGACGUCAUCUCCCAUUCUGCUUCUCAAAUAUUUGGAAGUAAAAUGUUUGCUUUUAUUUCUCUCUCCCUCAAUUUUUCUCACUCUGUAAAAUACGUAUACAGUAAUACUACUUGUAAUUUCAUAUAGUGACUUAUUACACCAUCAGGAUAUCUCAAAAUGCUUCAUAUGAUGUACAAUAAAUUGCAGUGACCGUGUAUUUUGUGGGUGAAAUGUGGCAGCCA